Molecule: messenger RNA, 574 nt
Organism: Salvelinus sp. IW2-2015
Lineage: Eukaryota; Metazoa; Chordata; Actinopteri; Salmoniformes; Salmonidae
Product: GRIP and coiled-coil domain-containing protein 2-like
Exons: 3
Biological process (GO): late endosome to Golgi transport
Cellular component (GO): Golgi apparatus
Source: RefSeq, a predicted model, not a curated record
AUGGAGUCCAUGGUGGACCAGUAUAUAAGCCAAGCUGCAGGAAGUCAGCAGAGUCUGGCGGCGAGCACUGCGGAACUACAACAGCUCCAGAUGGAACAUGACACACUGCUGGAACGACACAACAAGAUACUGCAGGAGACCGUCGCUAAAGAGGCCGAACUCAGAGAGAGACUCAUGUCUCUCCAGGCUGAGAUUAUGUCACUGCGGACAGAGCAUGCUCAGACGGUGGGUCAGCUAACCUCGCAGGCCGUGGCCCAGCGCUCAGGGUUCAGGGAGCAGAUCCGCCACCUUCAGGAUGAACACAGAACUACAGUAGAGACCCUGCAGAACCAGAUGACCAGGCUGGAGAACCAACUGUUUACACUGCAGAAACAGACCAGUCCAGCUCCAGUCCAGACCAGUCGUAAGCCAGUGGUGGACCGCCGGGGGGGAAUGGGGGGGCUGGGCCUCGGUGGACUCUCCAGUCCCAUGGCUACAGAGGAGGGGAGGGCAUGGAGACCUCCGAGACAGAGUCCCUGUCACACAUCCCUACCCUCACUGGAGCAACUACUCACCUCCCCAGACCCCAAACAGG